Messenger RNA from Cynara cardunculus var. scolymus (artichoke), 4682 nucleotides. RefSeq names its product alpha-glucan water dikinase 1, chloroplastic-like. Gene Ontology annotation, molecular function: kinase activity; ATP binding. The record is from RefSeq and is a predicted model, not a curated record. The transcript has 32 exons. Gene Ontology annotation, biological process: phosphorylation. Lineage: Eukaryota; Viridiplantae; Streptophyta; Magnoliopsida; Asterales; Asteraceae. Bases 278 to 4456 code for a protein of 1392 amino acids.
AUCUUAAACGUAUUUCAUUGCUUAAUUUGAUAAUCUCAAUGAAGUUCAUCAGAAAUCAAAUGCAAUUUCUUCGUUUAUCUUUUACGAUUUCAUGCUUUCACGUCAGUUCUAUUUCUAUGAUUCGUCAAUGUAUAAGUAUGUAUAAGUAAUGUUCUGUGUGUUUUCUGGAUAGACUGAUUAUUGUUCUAUUUAUGUUUAAAGGUGUGUUAUGUGUAUAGACUGAUUAUUGUUCUGUGACGACGAAUUGUUAGAUAGUGACAUUGAAUUGGUUAAGGAUAUGAGCAAUUCGGUAGGGCACGGUUUUCUUCGACCGACGGUUUUGGAGCAUCAAAUAAAAACAAAUUCUAAUGGCAUUGGUGGAAAUACCUUGUUUCAACCUCAAGCGAAUUCUCAGAUACGGAAAUUUUCUUCUUCGUCGUCGUCCUCGCCCUCUUUAUUACCUAGCGAUUUUCUUGGUCACAGACUAACUGUGCGGAAAUUGAGGUUGCCGAGAAAUCUUGUGGUUUCUGGUUUUGCUCAAGCUGUUUUAACCACUGAUCCAGCUUCUGAGCAGCUGGGAGGGAGGUUCAUACUGGAAGGAGAUAUUGAGAUGCAGGUAGACGUUAAAAUUUCUUCUAUUGCACUAGUAGAGAUUCAGAUUACUAACAGCGCCGAUCAUCUAUAUCUGCAUUGGGGUGGUAUGCGGGAUAGACAAGAGAAGUGGAUACUUCCCAGCCUUCGUCCUGAAGGGACCAAAGUAGAUAACAAUGCUCUUAGAACCCCCUUUGUGAAAUCUGGUUCCAAUUCCUUCCUGAAAGUAGAGAUUGAUGAUCCUGCAAUCCAAGCUAUAGAUUUUCUAAUAGUAGAUGAAAGACAGAACAGAUGGUACAAAAAUAAUGGUCAAAACUUCCAUGUUAAGUUGCCUAUUGGAGAGAAGCAAGUUUCAAAUGUUGGAGUUCCUGAAGAUCUUGUACAGAUUCAAGCUUAUUUGAGAUGGGAGAGAAAAGGGAAACAAACGUAUACCCCCGAAGAGGAAAAGAAAGAAUUUGAAGAAGCAAGAAAGGAAUUGCAAAGGGAACUGGAAAAGGGUAGUUCUCUUGAUGACAUCCGGAAGAAAAUGACCAAAGGAGAGACACAGAAAAAGGUUCAAAAGCAGCCAGGGAAGAAAACUUACUUCACUCCUGAAAGAAUUAACCGGAAAAAGAGGGAUUUAAUGCAACUUCUCAACAAACCUAUCCCAGUUACUGUGAAAUCUGUGGAAGAAAAAGUCUCCACAAAACCAAAAAGUUUAUCCGCACUGCAGCUUUUCUCUAAAUCCAUAGAAGAACAAAACGGCGCUAAUAUUCUGAACAAAAAAAUGUACAGACUUGCUGAUAAAGAGCUUUUGGUACUUGUAACGGAGGCUUCUGGUAAGACUAGAGUUCAUUUGGCAACAGACCAGGAGGAGCCAUUAACUCUUCACUGGGCAUUGUCAGAGAGAGCUGGGGAGUGGCUGGCACCACCUGCAAAUCUGUUACCCGCAGGUUCCACUUCUUUAGAUAAGGCUGCUGAAACAAAGUUUUCUACAAUCUCUAUUGACGGUUCUAGUAACAAGAUACAGACGUUAGAAUUAGAAAUCCACGAAGGCAUUUUUGUGGGGAUGCCAUUCGUUCUUCUUCGUGGUGAAAAUUGGGUGAAGAAUAAUGAUUCAGAUUUUUAUGUGGAGUUUGGUGGACCGAAGAAGCCAAUAAAGGAUGCUGGUGAUGGCAAGGGGACUGCCAAGACCUUGUUAGACAAAAUAGCAUCAUUGGAGAGUGAGGCAGAAAAGUCCUUUAUGCACAGAUUUAAUAUUGCAGCAGAUUUGGUGGAAGAAGCCAUGGAUGCUGAUGAUUUAGGUCUCGCAGGAAUUCUUGUGUGGAUGCGGUUUAUGGCCACAAGGCAGCUAACUUGGAAUAAAAACUACAAUGUAAAGCCACGUGAGAUAAGCCAAGCUCAGGACAGGCUGAUAGACUUGCUUCAGAAUGUUUAUAGAACUUAUCCACAAUAUAGUGAACUUCUGCGCAUGAUCAUGUCAACUGUCGGACGUGGAGGUGAAGGGGAUGUUGGGCAGCGCAUCCGGGAUGAAAUCCUAGUUAUCCAGAAAAAUAAUAAAUGCAAGGGAGGAAUGAUGGAGGAAUGGCAUCAGAAGUUGCAUAACAACACAAGCCCUGAUGAUGUAGUAAUCUGUCAGGCACUAAUUAAUUAUAUCAAAAGUGACUUGGACAUCAGUGAAUACUGGAACACCCUAACCACGAAUGGAAUAACAAAAGAACGACUUUUAAGUUAUGAUCGGGCCAUUCGCAAUGAGCCAAACUUCACGAGAGACCAAAAGGAGGGUCUUUUGCGUGAUCUUGGAAGCUACAUGAGAACGUUAAAGGCAGUUCAUUCAGGUGCCGAUCUCGAGUCUGCAAUUUCGAACUGCAUGGGAUAUAAAUCAGAGGGACAAGGCUUCAUGGUUGGGGUGAAAAUAAAUCCUAUUUCUGGCUUGCCAUCUGGUUUCCCGGAAUUGCUUCAAUUUGUCCUAGAGCAUGUUGAAGAUAAGAAUGUGGAACCCCUUCUUGAGGGACUGCUAGAGGCACGUGAGGAACUUAAGCCAUUACUUUCUAAAUCAACUGACCGUCUUAAGGAUCUUCUCUUUUUGGACAUUGCCCUGGAUUCUACUGUAAGGACAGCCAUUGAAAGGAGCUACGAGGAGCUGAAGAAUGCUAAGCCAGAGAAAAUUAUGUAUUUCAUCACUCUUCUUCUUGAGAACCUCAUACUUUCAUCAGACAACAAUGAAGAUCUGAUCUAUUGCUGGAAGGGAUGGAAUCAGGCAUUAACCAUGUUGAAGAACAAGGACAAUGAUUGGGCAUUAUUUGCAAAGUCAGUCCUUGAUAGAACUCGACUUGCACUUGCCAGCAAGGGAGAGUUGUACCAUCAACUGUUGCAACCCUCUGCUGAGUACCUUGGAGCACUGCUUGGAUUGGACGAAUGGGCGGUAAGCAUCUUCACUGAGGAAAUGAUUCGUUCUGGAUCAGCUGCUUCUUUAUCAUCACUGGUUAACCGACUUGACCCUAUCCUCCGCAGUGUGGCAAAUUUGGGCAGCUGGCAGGUCAUCAGCCCAGUCGAAGCGGUUGGAUAUGUUGUGGUGAUUGAUCAGUUACUUUCUGUUCAAAACGAAUCUUAUGAAUUGCCAACUAUUUUAGUGGCAAAGACUGUGAGUGGAGAGGAGGAAAUUCCUGAUGGUGCAGUUGCUGUACUGACACCUGACAUGCCAGAUGUCCUAUCUCAUGUUUCUGUUCGAGCAAGAAACAGCAAGGUUUGCUUUGCAACAUGUUUUGAUCCCGACAUUUUGGAUGAUCUUCGAGCAAAAGAAGGGAAAUUGUUGAACCUCAAGCCUACUUCAGCAGAUAUUACUUAUAGUGAGGUGAAAGAGGAAAAUCUAGCACGAUCAAGCAACUUGGAAGAAGUGGGUGCAACACCAACUAUAAAGUUGGUCAAAAAGGAGUUUAAUGGUAGAUAUGCCAUAUCAUCAGAGGAGUUCACUAGUGAGAUGGUUGGAGCUAAAUCUCGUAAUAUUGCAUACCUUAAAGGGAAAGUCCCAUCUUGGGUUGGCAUUCCUACCUCAGUCGCAAUACCAUUUGGAGUUUUCGAGAAAGUUCUUUCUGAUGAGUUAAAUCAGGGAGUGUCAGAAAAACUGGAAAUUCUGAACAAACAACUAGGAGACGGAGGAUCUGACGUCCUUGGGGAGAUCCGCAAGACGGUUUUAGAUCUUGCUGCACCACCCCAGCUGGUACAAGAACUGAAAAGCACAAUGCAAAGCUCUGGCAUGCCAUGGCCUGGUGACGAAGGUGAACAAAGAUGGGAACAAGCAUGGAUGGCUAUAAAGAAGGUUUGGGCAUCAAAAUGGAACGAGAGAGCAUACUUCAGCACAAAAAAAGUUAAACUAGACCAUGACUUCCUAUGCAUGGCUGUCCUUGUCCAGGAAAUAAUAAGUGCCGAUUAUGCAUUUGUUAUUCAUACCACGAAUCCAUCAUCAGGAGACUCCACAGAGAUAUAUGCGGAGCUGGUAAAGGGCCUUGGAGAGACUUUGGUAGGAGCAUAUCCAGGUCGUGCUUUGAGCUUUAUUUCCAAGAAAGACAAUCUAGACUCCCCAAAGGUUCUUGGUUACCCUAGCAAACCCAUUGGCCUUUUCAUAAGGAGAUCCAUUAUCUUCCGUUCCGACUCCAAUGGUGAAGAUUUAGAAGGCUAUGCUGGUGCAGGACUUUAUGAUAGUGUGCCUAUGGAUGAAGAAGAGAAGGUGGUUCUUGAUUAUACGUCCGACCCGUUGCUCGUUGAUGUUAACUUCCAGAAGUCGAUCCUCUCGAGCAUUGCCCGUGCAGGAGAUUCUAUCGAAAAGUUAUAUGGAACUCCUCAAGACAUUGAAGGUGUUGUAAGGGAUGGAAAAAUCUAUGUCGUCCAAACGAGACCACAGAUGUGAUCUUCGUGUAAUCAUCGAGGAGGCAUGUGGAGUCUUUAUAGCAUACAAUUUAUUUCUAUGAUUAAAUUUGUUGUAACAAGAACUUGAUAUAAUAUUAUAUACGUCCACUUGUGGGGGCUGCCUAGAAUGCUUUGCUUAUGGGCCUGGGUCUUUCAAGCCCGUUUUUAGUAAGCAAUAUGAAUUAUGAAAGGACCCGGAUUUUGGGUCUGAAGAUUAGCUCGCUUAA